UGUUAUCAUCACGCAGGCAAUGGAUAUUUAAUAAAUUUAAUUAUAUUCUCAUUGUAAUGGAUAUUUAACAAGUUUAACAAGUACAUAGUUCUUAUUGGAGAAACAUAAAAUGAUCGAAAUCAAAGCAAAAUUGGUCAGAGCUGAUUCACCUAUAUAUGCCACGGGUGAACAUGUUGAGUGUCUGAUCGAGUUUACCAAUAGAAUUCCCUCAACAACAAAUAAUGGUGUUGACAAUAGUACAGUGGAAAAUCUUGCUUGGGCAUCGGUGCAAUUGCACUGCUAUCGCAAAACAAAUGUAAAUAUUGGACCCAAAGAUAAAAUGUUGGAGCUGAGUGAAAUGGUGGGUAAGACCGCAUUGGAUGCUGUGACACAAGCACCGGGUGAUAUUGUCAUAGCCACAAAACCAAAAAUAUUGUUUUGUGAUCUUAAGCUGCAGCCAAAUGAAUCAAAGAUAUAUUUUUUCAAUGAGCUCAUUCCAAGAGAUGGACCUCCAACGUACCGGGGACACGAUAUCAAGUAUUUCUAUAAACUGACCAUAGCAACGCAAAGGGUAAAAUGUAAAGUUCAAACAUUGACCGUGCCACUUCGAGUGCUGCCAAUACCCUUGAUAGCUCGUCCAGAUGAACUACCAAUCACCGAGGAAACAAAUGAUGAAUUGGCCCCAACAAAUCCCUUUGUAGAAAAGAAAGAAGUUACUGAAUUGGAAAUAUCAUGGCAUCAUUUGAAGAAUGUAACAGCAAGACGAGCACCAAAAUUCUACAGAAUAUCAAAUAAACGUGGAUUUGUGGGCAGAUUUUGCCUUUUUAAACCGUCCUACAAGUUGGGAGAAGAUAUUGUGGGAAGUUUGGAUUUUGCCAACUGCAAAGUACGCUGUGUACAGUUCUCGGUGAAACUACAAUCACAGGAAAUUCUUUUAAAUAUGUCAGACAAUAAAUUCUCUAACAAUGACUUUAAUGACAACUCGUCCGUUAACUCUUUGGAUUUGGCCAGUGUUGCUAGCGGUGUGGGAUCGGAGUAUAUGCACAAGUCUUCCACUUCAGCUAGCUCUAAGGACAAUGAUGCAAAUGUAGAGCCAACAGGAAAGGUUACCACACAUGCCAUUAGUCAUCAGGUCAGCUAUGCUACCAUGCAGACUCAAGUUGUAGUACCCAUACCUCUGCAUAUUACACCAUCUUUUCGUACCGAUUGUGUGGAGGUUAAGUGGAGAUUACACUUUGAGUUUGUCACCAGUACAAUGAUGGAUUUCGGAGUGCCAAAUCCAGAAGUUGGCGAGCUACAGGCUCCAACUGAAAUACCAGUGGAGACAAUGGUCUGGAAUUUACCAAUAACCAUAUAUCCAGCCAAUCCAUUACAAAUAUAUGCACCUUCGCAAAUUCAUACGCUGCUUAUUAAGUAAGCAGAAAAUAUUGCAACUUAGCCAGUAAGAAGUACAUUCAAAUAAAAUACUUAUUUUCUUCUGUAUAUAUUAAACAAAAAAAUAUAUCCAUGGUAAUUUAAUGCA
Musca domestica (house fly) is the source of this 1501-nucleotide messenger RNA. Its product is annotated as RAB6A-GEF complex partner protein 2. Gene Ontology annotation, cellular component: Ric1-Rgp1 guanyl-nucleotide exchange factor complex; Golgi membrane. The coding region runs from base 110 to 1396 and encodes 428 amino acids. Lineage: Eukaryota; Metazoa; Arthropoda; Insecta; Diptera; Muscidae. The record is from RefSeq and is a predicted model, not a curated record. The transcript has 3 exons. Gene Ontology annotation, biological process: retrograde transport, endosome to Golgi.